This is a messenger RNA of Suillus paluster, 1251 nucleotides long. RefSeq names its product CRAL-TRIO domain-containing protein. The transcript has 6 exons. Lineage: Eukaryota; Fungi; Basidiomycota; Agaricomycetes; Boletales; Suillaceae. The record is from RefSeq and is a predicted model, not a curated record. Bases 1 to 1050 code for a protein of 349 amino acids.
AUGACAGUGGCAUCGCUCACUCCACAAGAGAAGGAGACGCUGGAAGUAUUCCGCAAACAAGUGUUCGAUGAGGAGAUCCUUCACGAAGGAGAUUCAGUUGGGACGGAUGACGCAACCCUACUUCGGUUUCUUCGCGCACGCAAGUUCAGUCUGAAUGAUUCAAAGAAAAUGUUGCAGAAUUGUCAGCACUGGCGGAAAACCGUUGGAGGCGACGGGAUAGAUGCGUUAUAUCGCCGGAUAGAUCCCUACGAUUACCCUGAGCGGGAAGAAGUAUUCAAGUCCUGGUCCAUGUAUUUCCACAAGGCAAGUUCCCCACAAAGGCCUUUGCUGAGAACCCCUAAUGAUAGUGAUCGCGACGGCCAUCUCAGACAGACAAGCUGCCUCCAGAAAGGCCGACCGGUGAACAUCCAAUUCUUUGGUGGGCUGAACCUUCCGGAGUUGUACAAGCAUAUCACACCGCAGAAGCACUGGGAGGCUAUCGUUGUAAACGCAGAUUCCCUUACCCGUGAAGUGCUUCCAGCUGCAUCGCGUGCUGCAGGGAAGAAUAUACACCAAGGGAUUGUGAUUGUGGACCUCAAAGGUUUUGGGCUCUCGCAGUUUUGGCAAGUGAAAUCACUGGCGCAAGCGUCAUUCCAGAUCUCACAAGAUUAUUUUCCCGAAACAAUGGGUCAACUUCUGAUAAUCAACGCACCAUCCUCAUUUACCUUUAUCUGGGGAAUAAUGAAGCCCUGGUUGGCCAAAGAGACUGUGGAGAAGGUUGACAUCCUCGGUUCGAAUUAUAGAGAGGUUCUACUCGAAGUCAUAGAUGCCGAGAACUUGCCAGUAAUCUUGGGAGGGACUUGCACUUGCAAGGGUGAAGGAGGCUGCGACCUUAGCGGCGCAGGACCUUGGAUGGAUGAGAGGAAGGCAAGGAAAAGGGAGGGAAGUACUGAGGACUCCGGAUUCGUAGAAAGGACAGAAGACGUUGCCCAAUCCCAGAGUACUGCAAGCUCCACAGGGAUGGAACACAAUGGUCCAGUUACCCAUACGAUAGAUGUCGAUCUUAAUUAGAUUCUAGGUUCAAGUAGAUGUGUAGCAUGUGUAUCAUACACAAACGUCGAUAGUGGACAUUUGUAACGAGCAUGACCUUCUUGAUGUUUACUUACGGAUCAAACGCCAGCUUCCUUGGAGCAGACGCUUGCAGUCUUUUGACGGCUCUUCAGUAUUAAUUGCAUGGAUGCGAACAUGAUACUCCCGCCAGUCGCGAUGCUC